AUGGCAGCAAAUAAGGUUGGGAAGAGGUUGGUUAAUAAAACCCACUCUCCGUCCAGGAACAGAGACUCAGGGCAAGCCAUACAGAGGAGACAAGCCCGAGUCACGGUCAAAUAUGACCGCAAGGAGCUACAAAAGAGGCUGGACGUGGAGAAGUGGAUUGAUGAAAGUAUUGAGCGCCUUUAUGAGGGCAGGGAGGUGGACAUGCCGGAUGAGGUGAACAUUGAUGAUCUUCUGGACAUGGAAACAGAUGAGCAGAGAAGAAGCAAUUUACAGAUCCUCCUGAGGUUAUGUGCAAACAACACAGAGGAAUUCAUUCAAGACCUUCUGGUAAAGCUAAAAGGGCUUCAGAAACAGACACUUUUAAGGAAGAAUGGACUGGAGGUCAGCAACGAGGAGCCAAUUCUAGAGCACGCGUGA
Molecule: messenger RNA, 417 nt
Organism: Staurois parvus
Lineage: Eukaryota; Metazoa; Chordata; Amphibia; Anura; Ranidae
Source: the annotation of a GenBank genome assembly